Molecule: messenger RNA, 2264 nt
Organism: Magallana angulata
Lineage: Eukaryota; Metazoa; Mollusca; Bivalvia; Ostreida; Ostreidae
Exons: 10
Coding region: 129-2042 (637 amino acids)
Biological process (GO): DNA metabolic process
Molecular function (GO): deoxyribonuclease II activity
Source: RefSeq, a predicted model, not a curated record
AUAUAUUCCUUCCUUGUUUUGUUAAGUAUCAUGUAAAUGAAAUUGACAUCCCCCAACAGCUGUAAAGUGUAAAACGAUGAAUUUCAUGAAUUCCCAAACGACACCCCUGUGAUCUGGGUAUAAGAAUAAUGACCGGGACAAGGAUUCUAUGCGCCCUUCUGCUAUUAGUCCUGCCCGGGGGUCAUGGACUUUGUCCGAGUAAGAAUGGGACGGAUGUAGAUUGGUGGAUUAUCUACCAACAGCGGUCCAUGCCGUUCUUUCAUUUCUAUGUGGAUAGUACCAGCAAUUCGGAUGUGUCGUACCACCGCCCCGAGGCGCCAGACAGCGCCCUUUCCAGGGCAGUCACCCUGGUCACCAAUGGCGCCCUCCCCCAGUAUUUCCUGUACUCUUACGACCUGAUCAACAUCAUGGACGUGUCCAACAGCAUGCCAUUCCCAACACACAGCAAAUGGAUGCAGGGGUUAUUAGCAAGUGAUGGUGGUACUGAGAAAGGGUUUUGGAUUCUGCACAAUAAUUUUCUAUUUCCCGCCAUGAAAGAUGGCGAGUUGCUGUUGCCAGAGUCCCAUUUUUGGAGAGCGGUGACCAUUGGAAGCAGUAGCGAGGAUCUGUUUUACAUAUGUCUGUCGUUAGAAAAUCGAGAGAGCUUACUCGAUGGCGUAAAAAGCAUACUAGCUGGAAACCCCUUUAUAUACCACAAAAGGCUUAAUGAUUUAAAUCUGGAAAAGUACUUCACCGAAAUCAAAGACAGAAACCAACCAUUUUCAUCGCUGGCUUCCGCUAAUAUUUUCAUGGAAUGCUUGACGGCUACAGAUGAAGCCAAACGUUAUCGAUGCCUGUACCAAUUCCAAACCAAAAAUGUGGACCCCAUCCAGGUGUACACCCGACCCAGGGGGGUGAUGCAGGGCGGGAAACGAUUCUGUUACAAUCAACAAUCAAGUUCAUUGUUUGAAUUUGUGGGCGUGUCAAAUUCAAAUCCAACAAAUAGCAUAUCGUCCAAUAACAUGUUUGCGAUUUCCGACGAUGUGACGUCACAGCAGUAUGGUGUCGUCUGCUUUGGUCAGGAUGUUGCUGCCAGCGCUGAUACUGUGGCAGUAAUGAUAUGCGGUAAACUUCCAGGAUUAUGGCGUUCAAUGGUACAAUCUUCUAAGCUUACCAACUGGGGAUGUCCGAUUCAUGGUUUCGAGAGAAAGCAGGACGUCAAACAAACAGAGCAUCUACAAUUACCGGGUCCCCGGCAUCAUGGCAUCCCGUCUCCUCUCUCCCAAUCAGUGACCUCUCAAUCCCAAGUCCCGGAAGUCCGACGACUAAGGCGUGACGUCACAUCCGUGUCUGAAAAACAACGUCAACCAAAGGUACCACUACCAGAAGCCGAAAACAAAGAGCAUAGAGUACAAACAGAGAAAAAGGAUCACACAAAUCAACACAAGAGGCCAAAGAGGGAGGCACCAAAGGCAUUUGAUCAUCCCAAGAAAAAAGAAGUAGAUUUCAAGCAGUCCCAAAAUGGUCUUGAGAAGUUUUUCAGAUACGAGAACAGGGAGGAUGCAGGAGAAGACAGAACUAAUGCAAAACUGGAAAGGUACAUGGAUAUAAAAAUGCCGUUUGAAAAACCAUCGCGGGAAAAAGAGCCUCCAAAGACGUUGGUAAAAGUUGUCACAUCGGACGAAUUCGAACGCUUUGUGCUGAAUAACAGGAAACAACUUCUAGCUAUCUUCUGCCGGAAAGGUUGUAGGUACUGUGCAUCGGCGGAGCCAGAAUUCCAUAUGUUGAUUAACCACUUUCUAAAGGAAGACGUUGAAUUCUAUCACGUGGAUGUGGGAGAAGUUGAGAUGCCCUACCAGCUGGAGGUAUCCUGGACCCCGUACGUAAGAUUUAAGCCAAGGGGAGUAACUGAGUUGUUCCCCUAUCAGUGGAAGGACUUCAGCGGGGAAGCCUACGACUUCCGCUCCCUUUACAAGUUCCUGGAUGAGCAUGUGGAAAGAAUAGAGAAAAACCAGAAAUCACGCGGAAGAUCCGAUGUAGAUGAACAAGCCUAUUACCCUUGAAGAAAUGAAGGAUUUCUGUGACAUUAAAACAAUUCAUGAUAUUUAUUUCUUUGAUAUUCCAUAUAAUUCAUUUAAAAUUUAAAAAAAAGCUUACAAUGCUUUGUUAACUUAAAAGAAUAUAUUAACCUUAUUAGCAUGAUCAACUGACAGUUAUUGUUUCAUAAUGGAGGAAUGGAUUUUUAAAUAUGUAUAAAUAAAUUCAAAAUAAAUCUUCAAAUACAU